Messenger RNA from Trematomus bernacchii (emerald rockcod), 4759 nucleotides. RefSeq names its product apolipophorins-like. Lineage: Eukaryota; Metazoa; Chordata; Actinopteri; Perciformes; Nototheniidae. Bases 665 to 4759 code for a protein of 1364 amino acids. The transcript has 29 exons. Gene Ontology annotation, molecular function: lipid carrier activity. Gene Ontology annotation, biological process: lipid transport. The record is from RefSeq and is a predicted model, not a curated record.
UCAAGUGAUUGGCUCAGAGUGUGUUUGUAGCUCCAGUUGGGAAGGUAUUUCCUGAUUGGUCGCUGUGAGCACCAUGGGUCACUGUGGAAGCCCACGUACAAGCCUGGUCAUUCAGUGGUGGGAACAGUGCUUGGUUUUCAUCCCACUUACAUGUGGAGGAGGCUUGGAGGAAGCCAAACCUGAAGUUACUACAGAGGUUGCUAUGGCUAUGUUCUUGUUACUACUCAGUUGUCUGCAUCUUCUUUUUCUACUGCUACACGGUGAGUUGUGUCUUUUGUUGUGUGAUAUAUUCAUUCAUGGUGUGCAAUUUAAUUUUCCAUUAAAGGCAGAGUUGACUUGACUAAGAGUCGAGAUAACAUGAGGGUUAAAUAUAGAGGUUUGGUGAGUUUUCUAUACGAAAAGUUGUUGUUUUUUGUCAUUAUGUUUAUGGUUUUUUGACCUGAUUUUCCAUGCAGUAGGUGAUUGUUUUCGGACGGAACCAAAUCUCUGUGAUUCAAGUUGUGCUGGGUCUCCUACCCCCGACUUGACCUAUCAGAGAGGGGUCAGGUAUACUUACAGGUAUAGCACGACAAUUACUACAACCCUUCAUGGCUCCAGUGCUGGAAGGAAUGGACUGGCUUUGGACUGUGUGGUUGAUAUCGACGUGGUUUCCAAGUGUCACCUAAUGAUGCAGAUCAGGAAUCCACAGAUAAAGCGACUUUCCCCUCAGAAGGAACACUCUGUGCAACGCUUAAAGAGCUUGAGAGAUUUGCUGGAGAGAACGCGCCUCAAGUUCUCCCUCCAUGGGGGAAAGGUCACGGCCCUCUGUCUCCAGGAGGGGGAGCAGGUGUGGGCCCUCAACAUUAAAAGGGCUCUACUGAGCAUGCUCCAGACCUCCCGCAUGGCCUCCAAACAGGAAUUAGUAAAAGAGACUGAUGUGUAUGGGACGUGCAGCAGCAAGUAUGAGAGGAGAGGAGCUGUACUGCUGAAGAGCAGGGAUCUAAAACAGUGCCAACAGGCCAGACUGGCACACUUCUGGUCUCAUUCAGUAGCUUUAACUGAAGAUACUUCAGUGCAAUCAGAACUGAACUGUAUUCAGAAGCAUGGAUCUACAGUGAUGGAAGAGGUCAACUGCACUGAAGUUGUUUCUAUGGCAACAUGGUCCGAGACUGCAGGGUUGGUUAAGACAAAAACAGUGUCGACCCUGCUGCUGCUCAGAGCCCAGCCAGGGACCCCCUCAGGAGCAGAUUCCGUAGGUCUUGGUGUUCUGACUGAUCUGCAGUUUGAGGACGAGGGGGCUGCAAGGCCAGGAAAAGCCAGAGCGUCAACACCUCAGCAAGCCAGCCAAACUGUUCGGAUGUUAUGUAGCCUCACCUCAGACCCACAACUGCUAUCGCAAGAGUUCCUUGAACUGGCUUUCCAGCUAAGAGAUCUGACACUUGCUCAAUUGAAGACACUUUGGCAAGAAGCGUCUUUCAAGUGCCUCAACGACUGGCAGCCUCUGUUGGAUGCAUUACCAGCCUGUGGAUCUGAACACUGCAUCGUACUGCUGACCGACCUGAUGAGGAACAAAGAGCUGGAGGAGGAGCAGGCUUACGCUUUUUUAACCACCAUGGCCCUCAUCCCUCAUCCAUCGCCACAGAUCAUCGAGUCCAUCAAUGCCUUACUGCAGGUCCAAGAGCUGCGUUCAAAGGCGCUGCUAGCUGGAUCCUCUCUUGUGUAUCAACUGUGCCAAAAGUCUCAAGCCUCCUGUAGUGAACUUCCUCAGGUGCAGUCCUUCAUACAGACUCUUGAGGAAACCCUGAAGGAGGGCUGCGAGGAAGAACAACCCACUCAAGCGAAGUUUUAUUAUGCACUGAAAUCUGUGGGAAACAUUGGUCUGUCUGCUCCAACCUUUAUUCCAUUGCUAAAAUGCUACAUGCUAAGCCCCUCAACUGCACUUGAGCUGAGACUAGCCGCCAUCCAAGCCUUCAGACGCUUUCCCUGCUCAGCUGAUAGGUCUGUGCUGUUGCAGCUGUACCGCUCCUCCCAGGAGGAUCCCGAGGUCAGAAUCGCUGCAUACCAGCAGCUCAUGCACUGCCCCAACCAGGACGUGUUUGAAGUGGUCAAGACCACGCUGAGGAACGAGACCUCCAGCCAAGUGGGCUCAUAUGUGUGGAGUCACCUGACUAAUGUCCUGAGGAGCGAGGACCCCAUGAAGCAGCCCCUAAUCGAGUCACUGCCUGAUGACAUUAUCAGUAGAGACUUUGAGGCUGAGUUUUUGAAAUACUCUUUUUAUUCAGACUACACUAUUUCAUCAGGCAUGGGGAUUCAAAAUGUGGAAACCUCUUUGGUUUUCUCUCCCAAAUCGUUUCUACCAAGAUCUGCCUCUGCCAACCUGACACUGUAUUUACAUGGCAGAGCCCACAACCUUCUGGAAGUGGACCUUCACGUUGAAAACGCUGAACCUCUUUUGAGGAACGUUUUCGGUCAGCAGAACUCAGAUGGAGAGUCCCAGGCUCAAAGUCCAAAGUCGCAGUUCAAAGAGGCAUCAAGGACAAGAAGAAGAACAGAGGAUGGACGUAGUGCAGAAAAAGAAGCGUGUUUAUCUGACACCAGCAGUUAUCUGAGCCAGGCCAGGGCCAUGUUGUUUGGGAGGAGGAGAUCAGAGGAGAACAGGCCCCGGUGCUGGGUUGGUGUGAAGGUGUUUGGCAAUGAGCUCAGCGUGUUCUCAUGUGAAGAUCUCUACAACCAAGUGGACCAUCUGUCGCUGAGCGUGGCCGGACUGGCUGUCAAACUGCUCAAGGGUCAGGAAGUCCAGCUGAACCACCGGGCCGUGCUGAUGACAGACGAGCUGGUUUUACCGUCUCUGUCCGGUUUACCCAUCAAACUGGGCAUCAACAUGACCUCCCUCCUGUCGCUGCGUCUGAAGGGCAACAUCAACUACAGGGACACCUCUCACUUCUCCCUGACCGGAUACAUCAAACCAAAUGCCUACGUGGGGCUGUCGGCCAGGAUGGGGGUUGACGGUGCUCUGGGUCAGGCUGCGGUGGACUGGGUCUCUGAGCUGAGGAGCUCCACCAGUCUGGAUGGUAGUGUUCAGCUGCAGGAGGGGCGGGAUGUCCGGGUCACACUGAACACACCGGAGGACGUCAUGGACAUCAUCUCUCUCAGCUCCAGAGUGUUUCAGCUCAGUGGAGACCACAGAGAGGAGAUCAGGGGGCCAAAGAGUCGAGUGCAGAAGACCUCCUGCACCCCAAAGACAUGGUCCAAGAUGGUCGGCUGGCAGCUGUGCUCCAACGCCUCGUACCCAUCGGUUGCCCCAGGGGUUUCACUUCCUGCUCCAGGACCCGUCCACCUCUCCCUCCGCCUGCUGAAGCUUGACCGAGGCCUCCAUUAUUACAUGUUGGAGGCCGCCUACUCACUGCGCCCUCAGAGAGGCACCUGGCUGCCCAGAGAGGCCUCCAUCCACUUCCUCCUGGCCACACCUCAGUCCUCCAUCCCCAGGGACAUGUCUCUGGACCUGACCUUCAACCCCCACAGACUGCUGCUGAGGAUCACCCACCCUCUGAAAACCAUCCACAUACAAGGGCAACUUGAACAAGAGAGAAACGUAAAGUCAGGGAAGCUGGAGCUUAUAAUUGAUGGUGUUCACUAUUACGUCAUGGGUUUGGUGGACACUCACACCCUGCUGUCAGAGCAGAGGACGCGCUAUCACCUUGAAGCCAAAAUGGCCGCUGAUGGACUUCCCAUGAUCCUCUCUGCCAAUGUUACACGUGGACUGGGCAGGAAGACCAGCUUCUCCGCCACUGUGAAGAACGUGUUCAGAGAAACUGCAUCACUGUCGGUGUCCCUGGAGCGCAGGCGGGAUGCCAGCAGCAGGCAGUACUCUGUGGAGGCGGAGCUCCUGUUACCUGGGGUGGUGGGCACCAGGAUGCUGGGUCUGAUGGAGCAGAAGGGCUCAGUGUGGAGCUCCGCGCUCAGGCUCAAAUAUGGUCUAGGAGGUGAUGCCCGGCACCUGCGUCAGGAGUGCUACACGUCUCAGAGACUAAGGAGGGAGAGGGACUCAAAUCUCACCUACAUCAUGAGAGCAGAACAUGAAUUCUACUGCUCCAACACGGCUCCCAUCAACCACAAGAUCCACCUCCGCCACGAGGAAAGCCCCGUCCACAUUAAAUCGUCCCUGGACGUGAGCUACGGCAAACACUGGGACGAGAUUAACAACAAACGCACACUUCUACUGAGCCAGUCCUUCAAAAACCAAUCCACACAAAACCACACCAGCUACACACUGGAGUUCAGUCUCCAGGUCCCAGAGAAGAAUCUGAACUACCGGACCCAGCUGAUGCACUCUCACCUGAAACAGCUGGGCUCAGAGAGCAGCACUCAUCUCAAAAUCCAUUACAACAACCUGAUGCCUCUGGUGGCCGGAUUACACUGGAAAAGCCCCCCCAAAGGCUCCUCGCUGAGGAAAUGGGAAGGCAGCCUCACCAUGGACUCUCCCUGGCUGUACGUGUUCACCUCCCACAGACUGACCCAGCAGCAGAGCCACUCCCUCCAGCUCACCUCAGAGCUGACCGCCAGCAAGUGGCUGAACAUCCGGACCCUCAUGCUGGAGGCUCUCUACAGGAGCCGGGGCCGGGGGGGGGAGGCCCGCCUGGAGAUCAGCACAGCAGCCGCUCAGUACAUCCAGGCAGGGGGGUGGGCCGUGGUGGGGAAGCGCGGUGUGAAGGCCUCCGGCUCUCUGAGCUCGUUUUGGACCCCCCCCCCUGAGAGGAGACGUCUCCCUAGAGGCCUCUAA